Messenger RNA from Punica granatum (pomegranate), 1482 nucleotides. NCBI's taxonomy places the organism in Eukaryota, Viridiplantae, Streptophyta, Magnoliopsida, Myrtales, Lythraceae. The record is from RefSeq and is a predicted model, not a curated record.
UACACUUUUUAAUUCGAGGGUCAACUAACGAACCGAGGAAUGCUCCCCAUAAAUGAUAUAUAUACUAGUUCGAUGUUUAGCUCUAACUCACCAUUCUCGAACAAUAAACAUGAAGAUGAAAUUUCAAGUGUUUGUGUUCCUUCUGUUUCCUUUCGUCACUGCAUCCGAUGUGUCGGUCUCAUCAAGAAGGCCCUAUGCGAAAUAUGAGUCGAUCUUCAACUUUGGCGACUCACUGAGUGAUACUGGGAACUACCUUGCAGUCGGUGCACCAGGAUUUCCCCAGAUUGCGCACCUCCCUUAUGGAGAGACCUUCUUCGGAAAUGCGACUGGCCGCGCUUCAGACGGACAUCUCAUUGUUGAUUUUAUCGCGGAGGCAUUCGGAUUACCUUCUCUUCCACCUUAUCUAAAGCAAACCGGAGGGCCAUACAAGAAAACGGGAAUGAAUUUUGCCGUUUUUGGGGCCACUGCACUUGAUGCAGAAUUCUAUUAUGCAAAGAAUCAAGGCCCUUUCUUGUUUACAAAUGAUUCAUUGAGCGUUCAAGUCGGCUGGUUCAAGAAGUGGAAGUCCUCGAUCUGUACUUCUAAGCAAGAGCGUCACAAGUACUUUAAGAAGUCUCUGUUCCUCGUGGGGGAGAUUGGUGGAAACGAUUACCACAUACCCCUCUUAUAUAUCGGUGCUCCCAUUGAACAAGUUCGACCCCUUGUGCCACUGAUCAUCGAAGCUAUUAUCAACGCCACCACAGCCAUAAUCGAAGAAGGAGCAGCAAACGUGGUGGUUCCGGGGAAUUUGCCAAUAGGUUGUCUACCAGCUUACUUGACCAGAUUUCAGAGUUCUAAUCGAUCGGACUAUAACCCAAUAACCGGGUGUCUGGAUGCAUUCAACGAGUUUUCUAAGUAUCACAACAGACUGCUCAUUCAAGCACUGAAGACGUUGAGAAAGAAAUAUCCGCGGGCAAGGAUCAUGUACGCAGACUACUACGGUGCCUCAAUUGGGUUCUACUAUAGCCCAAAACUCUAUGGAUUCUCCGGGGGCAGCAUUACAGCGUGUUGCGGAGGUGGUGGACCGUACAAUUUCAAUAUCUCUAGCUUAUGCGGUCAGCCUGGCUCGACUGUGUGCGACGAUCCAUCGACCUUUGUGAAUUGGGAUGGUAAUCAUUGGACGGAGGCUGCGUACCGACAUAUGGCUAAGGGAUUGAUUUAUGGUCCCUUCACUUCUCCACCUCUCUAGAGUUGUACUUCUGUUUUUGUGCAUCACCAAUUAAAUUAUUGCCCUUUUUUUUGUAAUAACUGUAAGCGAGGCACGUAAACCUAGCACAAAGAAAAAAAAUUAUUAAGAAUAUUUUCGAUAUUAUAACUGUAAUAUACAUUAAUUACUCGAUCUAUUAGGAAGUCGUAGAUUUAGCCUUAGAAUAUUAUCGAAUUUCCUUUUUGCAUCACAUUGUACAACCUAUUUACUUGGCUCACUACCGUAAUACAAUUUGA